CGCGUGGAGCUACCGUAGCGCCACCUACCACAACAUGCGCUUGAUUUUUAAAAUUGAUUAAUUAAAAAAUUAGAUAAAUAAUUUCUUAAUUACGUGCAUAAGACAAUAUAAGUGAUUUUGCAUAACCCCACUUUCAGUUGUUGACACAACACACAACACUAACCUCAAUUUUUUGUUUGGCGGUGCACGUGUUAAUAAUGGGUGAAAUAAAAACGGAGCCUCAAGACGGGGCCGACGACCAGAAGGAAGAAGAAUUGACCUACGAACAGAAAGUUAAUAACUGCAACGCAAUUGCAAAACCAAUGGCUUCGAAGAAAUUGACAAAAAAAGUAUACAAAUUGGUGAAAAAAGCUGUAAAACACAAAACGUACGUGCGGAAUGGCUUGAAAGAUGUCCAAAAGCGGAUUCGUAAGGGGGAGACAGGGAUUGUGAUUUUCGCAGGUGACAUAACUCCUAUCGAUAUAAUGUGUCAUUUACCGGCGGUUUGUGAAGAUAGAGAUAUUCCUUACGUGUAUGUACCUAGUAGGAGGGAUUUGGGGGGCGCAAUGGGGAUUAUGAGGGGUUGCAUGUUGGCGUUAGUGCGGCCUCAUGACGAUUACAAGGAUGUUUUUAAUGAGUUAACGGAGGAAAUUAAAACUUUAGCUGUAGAAUUAUAAGUUUCUGAUAAUAAAAAAUUCAAAUUUAA
Molecule: messenger RNA, 685 nt
Organism: Tribolium madens (black flour beetle)
Lineage: Eukaryota; Metazoa; Arthropoda; Insecta; Coleoptera; Tenebrionidae
Product: H/ACA ribonucleoprotein complex subunit 2-like protein
Exons: 3
Coding region: 198-656 (152 amino acids)
Biological process (GO): rRNA pseudouridine synthesis; snRNA pseudouridine synthesis; ribosome biogenesis
Cellular component (GO): box H/ACA snoRNP complex; nucleolus
Molecular function (GO): box H/ACA snoRNA binding
Source: RefSeq, a predicted model, not a curated record